Carcharodon carcharias (great white shark) is the source of this 1617-nucleotide messenger RNA. RefSeq names its product pseudouridine synthase like 1 (gene pusl1). The transcript is spliced from 8 exons. Bases 145 to 981 code for a protein of 278 amino acids. The record is from RefSeq and is a predicted model, not a curated record. Gene Ontology annotation, molecular function: RNA binding; pseudouridine synthase activity. Lineage: Eukaryota; Metazoa; Chordata; Chondrichthyes; Lamniformes; Lamnidae. Gene Ontology annotation, biological process: tRNA pseudouridine synthesis.
GACUGGAUAAGAUCCUUCGGCUGCUACUUACAAAUGAAAAAUAGCCACUUGCAAGAGGUGCCCGAGAGCUCCUGGCACUGACCAUAAAUUGGACGUGAGUGGCUUUGAGACGGGAGUGAAAUAAAUACAUUUCAACUCGAUGAUAUGGAUCUCAGUUUAUGCGGAGUAAUGAAAAGUCCUUCACACCAACCUGUUCUUGGGGUUCAGAAUUACUUGGAGGAUGCAGUGCAGAAGCUCCAGCCCAUCAAUGAAGUCAACAUCUCAAUCUCCAGUCGUACGGACAGUGGAGUACAUGCUCUGUGCAAUUCUGCUCACCUCGACAUCCAGAGAAAGGAGGGAAAGCUACCAUUUUCAGCAGAGCUCCUUGUUGAUGCACUGAACUUCCAUUUGAAACCUGAGCCAAUCAGUGUCUUAAAAGCUUUUCGAGUGGCUGAUAACUUCAAUGCUCGAUUCAGGGCUCUAUCACGGACGUAUGUGUACCGACUUGUGACAGGAUGCUGCCACCGUUCUCAGCUUCCAGUAUUUGAAAGGAAUCUUUGCUGGCCUGUGGCUAAUAGACCUUUAAAUGCAGACGUCAUGAAAGAGGCAGCCCAGAUCCUGUUGGGCACGCAUGACUUCAGUACCUACCGCUCCUUGAACUCCGAGACUCCCUUCAAGUCACCGCUGAAAACACUGCUCCAGGUGGACAUAAUGCCAGGUUUUAGCAUCUUUUUGCAGCAAAAUUUCCACAGCCACCUGGAAUUCUGGGAGCUGACCUUCAGGAGCAGAUCCUUCCUCUACAAACAGGUGAGGAGAAUGACAGGUGCUCUGGUUGCUGUUGGACAGGGCAAAUUAAUGCCCCGACAUAUAGCAGAUCUGCUCGAGGUGCGGGAUUCUAGGGCUUAUCCACAGAACAUUAUAGCCCCACCUGAUGGCCUGUUUUUGAAGAAUGUGGAAUAUGACACAAAGGAUCUUGAAGUGGGAGAAAGUGUAAUUCAGUGAUUGUGGAUCGGUCUGCAAGCUCUGUAAAGUAUCUUGGAACAGACUUCUGGCUCCAAAGCCUAUUGUAGCAAAGAAAGGGAAAAAAAGACUUGCAAUUAUCUAGCAUUUUUUACAGCCACCGGAUGUCUCAAAGCGCUUUACAGCCAAACAAGUAUUUUUGAAGCGUGGUCACUGUUAUAAUUUUGGAAACGUGGCAGCUAAUUUGCACUCAGAAAAUUCCCACAAACAGCGAUGUGAUAAUGAGCAGAUAAUCUGUAUUUUUGCAGUGUUGAUUGAGAGAUAAAUAUUGGCAAUGGCACUGGGGAGAACCCUCCUCAGGUGCCAUUGGACCUUUCAAUCCACCUGAUAGAGCCGAUGGGACCUUGGUUUAAUGUCGCGUCUAAAAGACAUCUGACUAUGCAGCACUCCCUCAGUCUUUCACUGGAGUGUUAGCCUAUAUUUUUGUGCCAAAGACUUGAACCCAGAACCUUGUGACUUAGAGACGAGAGUGCUACCAAGUGUGCCACGCCUGCCACUUAUACAUGACAAUUAUUAACAAAAAGGAUUGGUUUAGUUGCGCAAAGACUUGCUUACAUUUCAUCAACAGUCCUGAAUAUGUUACAAAUUGUGGAGAAAAUACAAUGUUGGAUAAAGGCC